Cucurbita maxima (winter squash) is the source of this 2326-nucleotide messenger RNA. RefSeq names its product protein NSP-INTERACTING KINASE 1-like. The record is from RefSeq and is a predicted model, not a curated record. Gene Ontology annotation, molecular function: protein binding; ATP binding; protein kinase activity. NCBI's taxonomy places the organism in Eukaryota, Viridiplantae, Streptophyta, Magnoliopsida, Cucurbitales, Cucurbitaceae. Gene Ontology annotation, biological process: protein phosphorylation. The transcript is spliced from 11 exons. The coding region runs from base 253 to 2124 and encodes 623 amino acids.
CUCAACCUGACAUGAAAGCUUUGAACAAGUGAGCAUUCCUGGUUCAAUAUGGCAACCAUGUGAGGCUCAACUGCUAGCAUUCUUUUCCCAAAACACAUAUAAAAGAAGAAAGAAAAAAACAAACACACCAACAUACCAACAAAUCAGCUCAAAGUUGGUGGCGUUGAGCGUUUCAGAUCAUCUUCUACCUGCUCUCCACUCGCUUUCUUCAUAAAAUCAUUGCUGGGUUUUGAUCUUCAACAUCAUUUAAGGAUGACUCUAAUGGGAAUUAGAACAGAGCUUCCCCUGUUCUUCUUGUUUUGCUUAUGGUGUUCUUCUGUAAAUGGGUUGCUUACUGCAAAAGGUGUCAACUUUGAAGUGCAAGCCCUCAUGGCCAUCAAAGCUGCUCUGAAAGACCCACAUUCUGUUCUUAAUUGGGAUGAAAACGCUGUGGAUCCAUGUAGCUGGAGCAUGAUUACUUGUUCACCGGAGAAAUUCGUCAUUAGCUUAGGAGCUCCUAGUCAGAACUUGUCGGGUAGCCUGUCGCCGAGCAUUGGAAACUUGACCAAUCUUCAGUCUGUGCUUCUACAGGACAACAAUAUAUCAGGAACAAUCCCAAUGGAGCUUGGGAACAUACCAAGUCUUGACACUCUUGAUCUUUCAAGCAAUGGCUUCCAUGGAGAAAUUCCCAUUUCUCUUUCAAAUCUCAAGAGUUUGCAGUAUCUGAGGUUAAACAACAACAGUCUUUCUGGGGCUAUUCCUUCAUCUUUAGCCAAUAUGACUCAGCUGGCAUUGCUAGACCUGUCUUUUAACAAUCUCAGUGGCCCAUUGCCCAGAUUGCAAGCCAAAACCUACAACCUUGCUGGGAAUUCGUUCAUUUGCUCAUCUGGGUCGGAGCUUAGCUGCAACGGAACAGCUCCACCGCUCUUAUUUGCAGUCAAUACGCCUCAAAAUCCACAGCCUUUAGGGCGAUCCAAGGGCCACAAAUUAGCCUUAGCUUUCGGCUCAAGCCUUGGCUGUGUUUUUCUGCUAACUAUUGGGUUUGGCUUCUUUAUUUGGUGGAGGCAACGACACAACCAGCAGAUAUUCUUCGAUGUAAAUGACCAAAGAUUUGAAGAAGUGUGCCUUGGGAACCUAAGGAUUUUCCAGUUCAGAGAUUUACAAGCUGCUACAAACAACUUCAGCAGCAAAAACUUGGUGGGAAAAGGUGGGUUUGGGAAUGUAUACAAAGGGUACCUUCAAGAUGGUACAGUUAUAGCUGUGAAGAGACUAAAAGAUGGAAAUGCCAUGAGAGGAGACGUACAAUUCCAUACUGAAGUUGAGAUGAUCAGCCUAGCCGUGCACCGGAACCUCCUCCGUCUCUACGGGUUCUGCAUGACAACCACGGAGCGACUGCUGGUUUACCCCUAUAUGUCGAACGGCAGUGUUGCAUCACGUCUCAAAGCGAAGCCAGCUCUGGAUUGGAGUACAAGGAAAGGAAUAGCGUUGGGUGCAGCUAGAGGCUUACUGUAUUUGCAUGAGCAGUGUGAUCCUAAGAUCAUACACAGAGACGUCAAGGCUGCAAAUAUAUUGCUUGAUGAUUACUGCGAGGCUGUGGUUGGAGAUUUUGGACUGGCAAAGCUGUUGGAUCACAGAGAUUCACAUGUGACAACUGCUGUACGAGGAACGGUUGGUCAUAUAGCUCCCGAGUAUCUCUCGACGGGUCAAUCCUCUGAGAAAACUGAUGUCUUCGGAUUUGGAAUCCUUCUUCUUGAGCUGAUCACUGGACAGAGAGCUCUUGAAUUUGGAAAAGCUGCAAAUCAGAAAGGAGCCAUGCUUGAUUGGGUAAAGAAAAUUCACCAAGAAAAGAAGCUGGAAAUACUAGUUGACAAGGAUCUAAGGAACAAUUACGACCUGAUCGAGCUCGAAGAAAUGGUUCAAGUAGCUCUCUUAUGUACACAGUAUCUUCCAACCACCAGACCUAAGAUGUCUGAAGUGGUUAGAAUGCUUGAAGGGGAUGGACUUGCCGAAAAAUGGGAAGCUUCUCAGAGAGCAGAAGCAAACAGGAUCAGAGUCAACGAGUUCUCCUCUUCCGAGCGAUAUUCUGAUCUUACAGAUGACUCUUCCUUGCUUGUACAAGCCAUGGAGCUUUCUGGACCAAGAUGAUGAUUAUACAGUUUUUUUCCUCCUUUUUUUCUAUACAAAGAAUCUCAGAAUGUAUUUUCCUACAGAAUUAGACAUAUUAUCAAAGUGAAUCUAUCAUAUGUCAGCCUCAUGUUGAGGCUCCAGUGUUGGUGUGAGAUAACUCAUAACUGUACAGUCCAAGUUCUCGUGCUCUUAAUAGUAAAACUGGAUUGAAUUUUGCUCC